Molecule: messenger RNA, 1290 nt
Organism: Raphanus sativus (radish)
Lineage: Eukaryota; Viridiplantae; Streptophyta; Magnoliopsida; Brassicales; Brassicaceae
Product: F-box/kelch-repeat protein At2g44700
Exons: 1
Coding region: 113-1153 (346 amino acids)
Molecular function (GO): protein binding
Source: RefSeq, a predicted model, not a curated record
AGAAGAUAAAAGUAGUAUUGCUAACUGAGUCAACUGACUCUAUUUGACGUCUUUCUCUCGCCGCCUCUGACGCCUCCGACGAGAGAGCCACCGCGAAAGAUUCAACAAACCAAUGUCGCAGUCGCAGUUUUCCUCGCUCCCUGAGGACAUAGCGUGGCAAAUCCUAGCCCGUGUGCCGAAACGCAAAUACCCACUCCUCGCUUGCGUCUCCAAGAACUUCACUUAUCUUGUUCGCUCGCCGGAGAUUCACAAGAUUCGCUCUCUCCUCCGCAAAGAUUCCCUCUACCUCUGCUUCAUGGACAAAACCAACCGUCCCCAGACCCCACACUGGUUCACUCUGCGCAGAAGAACCGAGAAUAACGAUGAUCAGUUCGUCUCCGCCGAUCUUGGGUUUCCUGAUCACGACGAGUCCAACUUCUCGCUCAUCGCAUAUGGUCCGGAGAUUUUCUUUAUAGGCGGAGUACACGUUCACUCGUCAAGCUUGUGGGUCUUCGACUCUCGCUCCGAAGAGUUUCGCCAAGGACCGAGCAUGAACGUGACCCGAGUGUACAAGAGCGUGGGGUUAGUCGGGAGCAAGAUAUGCGUGGUGGGAGGCAACAUGGCCGGUGACAUUCAAGCCGAGUCGUUUGACCUAAGGACGCAGACGGCUUGGGAGCCAGCGCCGGAUCCCGAGGAAGAUAUGUCGUGGCUCUCGGCAGCCGCGGUGUCGUUAGACAGGAAGGUUUGCGCGUUAAUGCUCGUUGGAGCCUACACUCUUUGCUACGACCCUAGGGAUGGUUCUUGCACGUCUUUUAAAAUAAAAAUCGCUGAGUGGUGGAAAACAGGUGCAUGCGUGAUCGACAAUGUGCUCUACAUUUACUACUCUCGGUUCGGGUUGAUGUGGUACGACUCUAAGAGGACGCGGUGGAGAGUGGUAACUGGUUUGGAUGAUCUCAAAAGGAUUCGAUCCGUUGGGAUGGCGGAGUACUAUGGAAAGUUGGCGCUUUUGUGGAAAGAGCAUGAUGGUGGUGCAACGAAGGAGAUUUGGUGUAGGAUGAUUGCUUUGGAUAGGAGUGGAGAUGGGAUCAGUGGGACUGCAGAAGAAUCGUCUCAGCUUCUGGGGAGUGUCCCUCGUUGCUUUAGAUUGCACCGUGUUCUAUCUGUUUCAGACUAGAGAGGAUAUAGACUGAGCUAAUUAUUUUGAUGGGACUAUAAUCUAUAUGCUCUGUUUCUUUGUUUUUCCUACAUCUUUCCAGAGACUUAAACAAGAUUGUUCUGUGUUUGCUAAUGAGAACGAAGCCUUAAACGAGU